AAACUUAAGUUAUGUUACAAGAUAAUACUACACACAUACAUUUUCUCUCUCACGUUAAUACAUUUUCACUACCCUCUUUGUUUCUCAAACCUUGUGUUGUGUGUUAGAAAAGGCGAAAAUUAUAUAGAAUAACAAUUAUUUAAUUUUUGAUCCAAACUGUUGUUAUUUUCUUCAAACCAGUGGUUAGAUCUGCAAAGAAUUUCCUCAGAAAAUCUGAGGAAAAACAGAUGCUAUGAAGCGAUUCAGGGAUGAUGUUUGUGCUAAUCCUCAAUUUAAACGCCCAUUUGGUUCUUCGCGUGGAGAAUCAUACGGCCAAUCACAGCUUCCUGGAAGUGGCGCUGGUGGAGGAGGCAGUGGCAGCGGAGGCGGCGGCGGCGGCACCGGUGAAGGGGGUGCUGGUGCCAGUGUUAGUACCCAAAAGUUGACAACUAAUGAUGCAUUAUCUUAUUUGAAGGAAGUUAAGGACAUGUUUCAAGACCAAAGGGAGAAAUAUGACUUGUUCCUUGAUGUUAUGAAAGACUUUAAGGCUCAAAGAAUUGACACUGCGGGUGUCAUAGCAAGAGUCAAAGACUUGUUUAAAGGCCAUCCAAAUUUGAUCCUUGGCUUCAAUACUUUCUUGCCCAAGGGCUUUGAGAUAACCCUCACUGAUGAAGAGCAGGCUCCUCAAAAGAAAACAGUUGAGUUUGAAGAAGCAAUCAGCUUUGUGAACAAAAUAAAGAAACGUUUCCAAAAUGAUGAUCAUGUGUACAAGUCUUUCCUCGACAUUUUGAACAUGUAUAGGAAGGAACACAAGGGCAUCACUGAGGUGUACCAGGAGGUUGCAGCUCUUUUCGAAGACCACCCAGAUUUGCUGGAUGAGUUCACGAGAUUCUUGCCAGAUACUUCAGGUACUGCAUCAGCAACACAAACGUCGUUUGGCCGCCCUUCCUUCAAUCGUUAUGAUGAGAGGAGCUCUGCUAUUCCCUUGCUUCGGCAACCACACAUGGACAAACAACGUUUCCGCCGGGAUAGGAUUAUCAGUUCUCAUGCAGAACGUGAUCCUAGUGUUGAGCGCCCUGAGAUGGAUGAUGAUAAAACAAUGGUGAAGUUGCAUAAAGAGCAAAAGAGGCGUGCUGAAAAAGAGAACAGGGACCGCAGAAGUCGCGAUCAGGAUUACAGAGAACCUGAUAAUGAGAAUAAUGGAGAUUUAGGCAUGCACCGCAUUGCUGAUAAAAGGAAAUCUGGUCGGAAGGUUGAAGAAUUUGGAGGCACUUACGAUGAUAAAGAUGGUGUGAAAAAUAUUUAUAGCCAAGAGUUCACUUUCUGUGAAAGAGUAAAGGAGAGACUACGCAGUCCAACUGAUUACCAGGCAUUCUUAAAGUGCCUCCAUAUUUAUAGUACAGAAAUAAUUACAAGAAAGGAGUUACAAAGUUUGGUUGCUGAUUUACUAGGAAAAUUCCCUGAUCUUAUGGAGGGGUUCAAUGAAUUUUUGGAGCGCUGUGAACGAAUUGAUGGAUUUCUCGCAGGUGUUAUGAGCAAAAAAUCUUUGUGGAAUGAAGGGCAUACAUCAAAGUCAGUGAAGGAGGAGGAGAAAGACAAAGAACAGAAGCGUGAAAUUGAUGGUAAAGAAAAGGACCGGUACAAGGAGAAAUACUGGGGAAAGUCCAUUCAAGAGCUUGACCUUUCAAACUGUCAGAGCUGCACACCCAGUUAUCGACUUCUUCCUGAAGAUUAUCCGAUACCUACAGCGAGCCAAAGGUCAGAGCUUGGGGCUCAAGUAUUGAAUGAUCACUGGGUAUCUGUGACCUCAGGAAGUGAGGACUACUCAUUCAAGCACAUGCGUAGAAACCAGUAUGAAGAAAGCCUGUUUCGAUGCGAAGAUGAUAGGUUUGAGCUAGACAUGCUUUUGGAGUCAGUGAGUUCAACCACUAAGCGUGCAGAAGAGUUGUUGAAUUCCCUUAAUGAUAAUUCAGUUGGUGUGGAUGGUCCCGCCCGUAUUGAAGACCACUUCACAGCAUUGAACUUAAGGUGCAUUGAACGUAUCUAUGGUGACCACGGACUGGAUGUGAUGGACAUUUUGCGGAGAAACCCGUCUCUUGCGCUGCCUGUUGUGUUAACCCGCUUGAAGCAGAAACAGGAGGAGUGGACGAAAUGUCGCUCAGACUUCAACAAAGUUUGGGCUGAAAUUUAUGCUAAGAACCAUUACAAGUCGCUUGACCACCGAAGUUUCUAUUUCAAGCAACAAGAUUCAAAGGACCUUAGCACAAAAUCCUUACUGGCGGAGAUCAAAGAAAUUAAGGAUAAAAAGCAGAAAGAAGAUGACAUGAUUCUUGCUAUUGCUGCUGGUAGUAGACAUCCAAUAAGUCCUCAUCUUGAUUUUGAAUUUGCUGAUCCUGAAAUUCAUGAAGACCUGUACAAACUUAUCAAGUAUUCUUGCGAAGAGGUUUGUUCCACAGAGGAGCAAUUAAAUAAAGUACUGAGGUUAUGGACCACCUUUCUUGAGCCAAUCUUUGGUGUUACUUAUCGUCUUCAUGGCUCUGAGACUACUGACGAUGAUGUCUUGUCGAAGCAUCUUGGUUUGAAGAACAAUGGAACUAGCAUUGGCGAAAGUGAUGGAAGUCCUCGUGCAGAUGCUACCACUACUAAGUCUAAGCAAUCGAAAGUUGUCUGCAAUGGAGAUGCUAAUUCCUCUCCUCAACGAGUAAAUUCUUCCAGGACAAGCUUCACAAAUACAGAUGCUCACCCCAAGGAAGAUGGAUUAGCGGCAGCUGGUGAACACUUAAUUAGUUCUGAUGCAGCUACUGCCCUCGGAGCAGAUAAUGUUUGUGCAAGAUUGGAAAGUACUUCAGGGCGCAGUACACGACCUAGUAAUGGCACUGCUGAGGAUGGCCAAGGAGCCAAGUCUAAUACUGAUAACAUACCAACUUCCGAGUGUGACACUUCAAGAUCACUUCCCUUGGUAAAUGGCGGGUUUGCUGAAGGUUCUAGAAUCAAUGGGUAUAAUGCUGAUUCAGUUGAUCCCUCCAAACAUGAGAAGGAAGAAGGUGAGCUGUCGCCUAAUGGGGACUUUGAAGAGGACAUUUUUGGUUUUCGAGAUGGUGCCUCCCGUAAUAGAAGUAUGCAAUAUCAAUCUGGGGGUGCUGAAGUUGUUGGUCGUCAGGAUGCUGCUGGCGAUAACGAUGCAGAUGCUGAUGAUGAAGAUAGUGAAAAUGUUUCUGAGACAGGAGAAGAUGUUUCAGGUAGUGAGUCCGCUGCUGAUGAGUGCUCUCGGGAGGAGCAUGAGGAAGAAGAUGAUGGAGAGCAUGAUGAGCUUAAUGGUAAAGUUGAGAGUGAAGGUGAGGCUGAGGGCACGAGUGAAGCAAACUUUGUUGGAGGUGAUGGCACUGUGUGUCAAAUGUCUGAACGGUUUUUGCUUACUUCGAAGCCUCUUGCUAAACAUGUGGCUUCACCUCAAUUUGGGGGUGUCAAGAGCGACCUGCAGGUCUUUUAUGGAAAUGACGAUUUCUACGUGCUUUAUAGGCUUCAUCAGAUUUUGUAUGCAAGGUUAUUAUCUGCAAAGUGGAAUGCAACAUCAUCUGAAUCAAAGUGGAGAACUGGAAAGGAUACUGGCUCUGAUCCCUAUGCCAGAUUCAUGAGUGCACUGCAUAGUUUGCUAGAUGGAUCUGCAGAUAAUGCAAAGUUUGAGGAUGAAUGCAGAUCAAUCAUCGGGAAUCAGUCGUAUGUGCUAUUUACUAUGGACAAACUGAUAUAUAAACUGGUUAAGCAGCUUCAAACUGUUUCAAGUGACGAGCUGGACGGCAAGCUGCUUCAGUUAUACGAAUAUGAAAAAUCGCGGAAACCUGAGAAGUAUGUUGAUUCAGUUUAUUACGAAAAUGCUCAUGUCCUCCUCCAUGAGGAGAACAUUUACCGGUUUAAUUGUACAUCUUCCCCGACUCGUCUGUCCAUCCAGUUGAUGGAUGAUGGAAGCGAGAAGUCUGAAGUUGUUGCAGUUUAUAUAGACCCCAGUUUUGCUGGUUAUCUGCAUAAUGAUUAUCUUUCUGUUGAACAUGGGAAGAAAGAGUCGUCCGCAGUUAUGCUAAAGAGAUCUGUGAGCAGAAACAAGAGAAAGCGCACCGACCAUGACGUACCUUCUGCCCUGUGCAUGGUGAUGGAAAAUAUUAUACUCGUAAAUGGUUUGGAAUGUAAGAUGGCUUCGAAUUCAUCAAAGAUUUCUUAUGUACUGGACACAGAGGAUUUCUUUUACCGUCUUGGAAGGAAAAGAAGAAACAUUUCUGCUAGCAGAUUAUCAUGUCAUGGCCAGGCGAGAGUAGAACGCUUUCAACGUGUUUUGACGUCCUCAUUAUGAUGAUGAGUGACCUCCUUGUUUUGGUAAAUAUGUUGCAAUCAAGAUAGUCUUGGUUUCUUUGGUACAACUUACUUGACCCAACUGGUUGCACUCGGUGGCGGAAUUCUCUCGAAUUGACUUCACCCUCGGAGCAAGGAUCGAGUCGUGGAUGUUCUCGUUAAUUGUAUUAUACUGGUCAAUGGCAAUCAAGCCGUUUUCUUGUAAAUAUGGGUUUCCCUCGUGAUGUUAAAUUGUUAAUUGUAGAGUUGUGUUUAUUGAAUUGUAUCGCUUCCAUGGGAGCGCAAAGAAGCCUAGAGUGCUUCUCCUCAGCAGCAGUCUGUUCAAGCGUCCCCUGUGAAGUGAACUAGGUGAAAGUGGUAUAGUGGAAAGGCUUAUAUUAGAUAUUUCAGUGGGUUUUAGUCCCUAAUCUUGUACAUAAUACAUAUUCCAAUUCCUGAACUAUGCUAAACAUAAGUGAGAUUUGUUCCCUUCUUGGCAAGGUGUUUAGUUUAAUCAUUCAUUUAUGUA
Lycium barbarum (goji berry) is the source of this 4831-nucleotide messenger RNA. Its product is annotated as paired amphipathic helix protein Sin3-like 2. Gene Ontology annotation, molecular function: transcription corepressor activity. The coding region runs from base 233 to 4324 and encodes 1363 amino acids. NCBI's taxonomy places the organism in Eukaryota, Viridiplantae, Streptophyta, Magnoliopsida, Solanales, Solanaceae. The record is from RefSeq and is a predicted model, not a curated record. Gene Ontology annotation, cellular component: histone deacetylase complex; chromatin. Gene Ontology annotation, biological process: negative regulation of transcription by RNA polymerase II. The transcript is spliced from 24 exons.